Molecule: messenger RNA, 9100 nt
Organism: Anarrhichthys ocellatus (wolf-eel)
Lineage: Eukaryota; Metazoa; Chordata; Actinopteri; Perciformes; Anarhichadidae
Gene: kndc1
Product: kinase non-catalytic C-lobe domain containing 1
Exons: 30
Coding region: 407-5926 (1839 amino acids)
Biological process (GO): regulation of dendrite morphogenesis; small GTPase-mediated signal transduction
Cellular component (GO): dendrite; guanyl-nucleotide exchange factor complex; neuronal cell body
Molecular function (GO): DNA binding; guanyl-nucleotide exchange factor activity
Source: RefSeq, a predicted model, not a curated record
CACCGGGCUCCUCCACUGGGAGGGGAGGAUCCACGGAGCUGCAGCUCGUGAUCCCCCCUUCGGUGUUGUCGUCUGUUUCCGUGGAGGUGUAGUAGUCAUGACAGACUCAAAACGCCGACCAGCACCCACCAACACCGCCACCGCCUUCUCCCGGUCGACUCAGGCGCAUUGCCGUGCUUCCCCCGUUUUCUCCGGCGCCGCUUUUGGACCCUGAGUGUCCCCGCAGUUGACCGGCGACUGCAGCAAGCAAGUAGUUAGUGCGCCCCGGUUUGCAGUGUGCUCGCUGUACCCAGAGAGCUCAGGGAAAUGUUAUCUGGGUCGACUGGAGACAACGCUGUCUGGGCCGACGUUCGCUUUGCUGCUUGAGGGAACCCAAAGUGGCCGCAAUGGAGACUUCGGGGGGGCGAUGAGGCGCUUACAUACUUGGGGAAAACUGAGGAAAGAGACGGGUGUUGUGACCUGGAGCAUCUGCCCCCCACUGCUGGAGGAUGAGGAGAACGUGUCUCUGGCAGACAUCCUGUCCCUGCGGGACAGCUGUCUGUCUGAGGAGGAGGUGUGGGCAGUGUGUGCAGAGUGCGUCCUGGCGCUGCAGAGCAUCCGACCCUCCCACCUCUUCCACACCUUGUGCAUCACACCAGACACGCUGGCCUUCAACGCCCACGGGAAUGUGUGCUUCAUGGAGCAGCUCAGCGAUGAUCCAGAAGGCUGCUUUGUCCCUCCUGAAUUCGACAACACGGGCAGCACGUUCGAGGGCCAUGUUUAUUCUUUGGGCUCUACGCUCUCUGCAGCACUGAACUUUGUCAUCGAGCCGGAGCUGGAAGCCGAGCUGGGGGAAGAAAUCCAGAAGCUGCUGGAGCAGAUGCAGGAGGAGAAGCCCGAGCACAGGCCUCUCCUGCAGGACGUCCUCUGUCUGGCUGAAGCAAGGCUGUCUCAUACCUCCCCUGCAGCUGUGUGCCGGAAACUGUCUUCUGUUGGGCGACGGGUGCUCUCCAUCGAAUCAGUAUCAACCUUUCAAGAUGGACAAGAAGGCUCCUGGGAGGCAAGAUGGCAGCAUCCCAAACCCAGAUGUCUGCUUAAAAGAACGAGCUCGGUUGAUAAUGCCAAAGACCUGUGUGCUGGCAGUUCUGUUAAAGCAAAUGGUCUGUCCAGGCAGCAGGUGUGCGGCGGCUGGGAUUUCUCUCUCUGGGCGGAGGAUAUGGACAGCUGUGAAGGAGACUGCAUGAUCUUGGCUGACGACUUGGACUGCAGGUCCCACAACAGCUCCCCGGUGAGGAGGAGAGCCCAGCAGAGGCCGAACAGGUCGAGGGGGGCUCUAAACCGCUCCUGCUCCGUCCCAGACUCCAACAACCCCCCUUGUCUGUCCCCGCCGACCCACGGAGAUAUCAGCAUACCCGUGUCCGAUCUCACGGAGAUAGGAGCGGACGAGCACUUGGGCUGCACGUCCAUGUGGAGCAGCAGCUUUCAAAGACUCGACCGGGGCCGGUCCUGUGAGUCUUACCCACACAGCAGCACUGAGGAUUGUGGGAACCAAAUGUCAAGAGGAUACGAGGACGCUGCAGAGACGUUGUGCAGCGGGGAAACACAGAUCCAAGGGUGCCAUGAGUGCGAAUCUAAGGACGGCACCCAGGAUUCGGCAUCUUCCUGCGCUUCCUGUCAGGAGCUGGAAAUGGAACAGGACCCGUCUGAGCACCAGAGCUCAUUGAACCACAGCCUCUAUAUUCCCAAUAACUACAUGACCAAAAGCAUGCUGUGCCUCAACGAAGAAUCUCAGGAUGAGUGGAUCUCUCUGAGAGAGUUACUGACUCGGUGUGGACGGAGGCUGACGGUCAAUGAGCUCUGGGCUCUGUGUUACACCUGCCUGUCCUCACUGCAGACCUACAUCGACUUUCCAGCCUAUCUGUGCCUGGACACACUGCAUGUGGGCUGCGAGGGAGAAGUGCUUUUCCUGAAACCUAAAAACAUGGGAUCCCGAGAUGCAUUUUAUCUCGCUCCAGAAUAUCAAGAGCAUGGAAUUGUGACUGAGAAGGUUUGUGUCUAUGGGGUCGCUGCUAUUCUCUGGGCUGCAACCAAGUUCAGUUUAUCACCUCAUCAAAAACUGGCCAUGCCUCGCAAACUGAAGAGACUGCUGCUGGAGAUGGCAAAGAGGACGCCCAUUGAGAGACCGACCAUCGUCAUGGCUAAAAAAAGCUGUCGUGACUACUUAUCAUGUCGAGGGACAAAUGCUGAGGCUGUGUGGAACAACCUCAUCAGCAGAGUUCACCCGCCAGCCUCAAAAUCCAGCAAUGCAGAUGACUUGAGUGCAACUGACACUCAACAAAGCUCAUGUGAUGAAGAGUCUGCACGAAACAGCGGCUUUGUGCCCUUGGCCACUGAGAGCCGACUGGCUCCUGUGACUGGCCCUGUUCCCCACAGCUAUCCAGUCAGCAAGGAACUCCGACUCCCAGAGGCCUUCACUUCCACCGCCACACACUUCACCCCCAUCAUCCUGACAAAUGAGGGGGACUCGGAGGAGGAGAGCCAAGACCGUGGGGCUGCCAUUGAAGGGACAAAAAGCAGUCAACACAUGGAGGAAAGGGGCCUCGAUUUCCCUCCACACGGUCACUCUGACUACCCAUGUCCUGCACAGACCAAACCUGAUCUACAUACUCAGGAGUUGCCUGUUCAUCAGACGGUCAUAACUACAACUUCCGGCUACAAGUUGCCAGUCAACUCUGCUUCCACUCUCCCCGACAUUUCCUGUCUUGAAGUCUCUCUUCCUCCGCCGUUAUCCGCUGACCUCGGUGGCCGUGGUGUUUUCAACAAUUACCUUUUCCGUCAGGAUCCCACAACGGGACGUCUUUCCUUAGUGCCUGUGCAGGUCAGGGCUCCCGAGUCUCUCCUCGGUUUGGAUAUAAAUCUCUCCCUCGUGCCGCAGCCUUUGCAGGGACUAAUCACAGGUCCAGAGAGCGCUGACGGCCCAUUCAUCAACUGUCUGAAUGCGCCCGUGAGGCCCGGACCCCGGGAGUGUGGCCCACCAGCAUCCUAUUUCAAUGGCAGCUCCAUCAUUUCUGACAGCCCCCUGGAGCGCGGUGUACCCAGAGCUUGCAAUGGACAAACAAAUCCAGGGACACAGGCUGAGAACCAGCCUCCUUCAGAGUCCAUCUCCCCGAAUGUCCACCCUGCCCUGCGGGAGGUGAUCGAGCUGCUCAGCGGAGAGUUUUCACUUCAUGGGCAUUUGGACAAUGGACAUGAGGACAUAGCCAUGGGCGAGUGCAUCUUCUCUCUGAAGGACUUCCAGUACCACACGUUUGCCAGUGUUGUGAAGGAGAGGUUCAGCGAUCUGUACUGGGAAGACGACCUGCUGGGUGUGCUGCACUGCCUGGUUAACUACAGCCCGUCCUCACCCGGCUCUAAUGAGCAGCCUCCAUCAAAGGCUGUGAAAAGGGCAGCCCUCACUCCACCCUUGGCAGCCACCGCCUGGGGAGGGGAGAGAGAGGUCCGCCUGCGCGGUCAUCUCGACCUGAACGGGAACGUUCACGCGCCCAGUCCUGCUGCUGUGGGUUGUUGGAUCGAGGGAACCGAGGGUACCGAGGGAACUGAGGCCCUGCCCUGUCAGGGAGGAGAGGAGGCUGCUCUCGAAGAUUUCGAUUUAAGAUCGGAGGAGAGUCAACCCUGCAUCUUUCAAGGCAUGAGCACCGACAGUUCGGAAGCGAUGGCCAUGGAGGGAGGAGAGCACGGUUCAGCGGGGGGCAGCGAUGAAAGCCCCUCUGAAGAGUUCCCGUCGGGGAGAGAGGAAGGGCGCACGGGGGCCCGCGACCAGCAGAUGAGCCCCGACUGCUCAGAGGACAUGGAGGACAGCGACUCUCUGGUGUCGGAGCUACUCGUCUCGCCCGGAUCCAGAGCGGAGGGGCCGGGCCUCAGCUCGGGCCCGGCCUGGGCCUUGGCCUUCUUUGGGGAAGAGUGCUUUGGCCCUGAGGUGAUCCAGUACGCAGUGACUCUGGGGCAGCACAUGGGAGCGCCGUGUCUGGAUGUGAAAACACUGGAACUGCAGCAGCAGCUGCUGAUCGAAACAAAGAAUCUGAAGAAGACCAGAAAUUUCUUCCAGAAGCUGAUUCAACAAGAGAGGAAAAACAAAGGUGACAACAAACUGAUGCUGUCCAAACUCAAGUCCCAGCUUGAGGAGCUCCGAUCCAAAGUGGUCUUCUUAGAUUGUGUGAAGAAAUACCUUGAGGUACUUACAAAGUACUACCGUUCCCAACACUACUCUUUCUCAUUCACUUCAACAACAACUUGGCUCUCCUAUCCUUUGAUGUCAUUUCUUGCAUUUCUGCAGAUUUUGAGUGUGGACCAGUGGGGUUUGGAGGUUUCAUUACUGCCUGCUUUGGCUGUCUGUGGACCUGGAUCUUUGGACUUCCAGUCCUCUGAGGACUCGUCUGUCCUGAGUUUUGGUACCAGCAAAGGGAAGAGCACUCUGCAAGCUGGGUCUCCUCUGGGCCUCAUGGCUCACCUCUAUGCCAGAAACGCUGCCGUGGAGGGCUUCAUCCAGCAGUUCCUGUACACCUAUCGUUUCCUCUGCACUCCCGAGGAGUUGCUGCAGUUCAUAAUGGAUAAAUUCAUCUGUGCCGCAAGACAAGGUCCAGACAUGUCGGGAGACUGUGUAAAGAUCCUCCAUCGCAGUUUGGACCUGCUCCAGUUCUGGAUAACAGACUGUAAACAGGUGGACUUCACACCAAAGUCCAGCCUUGUGGAUACGUUGGAAAACUUCCUUAAUGCUGAGGUGAUUCCUGUAGACAGCCGAGGGGAGGCCCUUCUUGCCGCUCUCCACAGCCUCCCUUGUACGACUUGGAUCCAAGGACGAGGAAGCCUGGUCAGCUUUGAGGAAGAUGAUGAUUCUAUGUGUGUGCAUUCGUCUAAUGAGGAUCUUGUGAGAAAGUGGAGGUUCUCCAGAGUGGUGGAGUCCUCUGCGUCCCUGCCCAAAGACAGGGCCUUCUCCAUCGCCGCCGCCCUGCCCGUGCCUUGCUACGGCUCCCCGGUGGACGACCUCCCCGCCGUCUGCCUGCAAAGUGAGGAGCGACUCCCCUUCGGCUGGAAUGAAAACGGCGCGCAGCACGUAACCCAGCAGCUCACCCUGCUGCAGCAGGGGAUGUUCCAAGGAUGUCAUCCGGUUCAUUUUCUCAACUCCAGAAUACAAGGAGUCGGGGACAAGGUCUGGACCCCGAACAAGAAUGUGUCUCAGCAUCUCCCGCCAGCAGAGGGCAGCAGUCCACUUGAAUGUGAGGAGACGCCAUCAGACAGCUACCUCCAGCAGCUGCUCACUUAUGCUGACAGUGUUGCUAACUGGAUCUCUGCUGAAAUAGUCAUCUGUGACUCCGUCAAGACACAAGUUGCUCUGCUGACCAAGUAUCUGUGGAUAGGAAAACACUGCUACGAAUCCAGGAACUUUGCCACCGCCAUGCAGGUCCUCGGAGGUCUGGAGAACGGGAUUGUCAGGCAAUUACCAGCUUGGAAACAUCUGUCUUCCAAGGUGUGCGAGAUCCUGGAGGAGCUACGAGCUGUGCAGGUGUUUCUGAAGAGUGACGACCUGUGUCUGAUGGGGGGAGAACACACGAGGAGGAGGCCCACCCUGCCGUCGGCCCAUAUCCUGGCCAUGCACGUCCAGCAGCUGGAGAUCGGAGCCUUCACCCUCACUACCGGAGCUUACAAGUGGACCAAGCUCAGGAGCAUAGCAAAGGUUGUGAGUCAGGUCCACGCCUUCCAGGAGGCCGUGUACCCUUACAGCCCGGACCGGGAGCUGCAGGACUACCUUCGGCGCCGCAUCGCCCGGCUCGCCCCCUCUGACAUCCACCUCUUGGCCGCCGACAAAGACGCCAGCUUCCAGCAGACCAGCGAGCGACAAGCACGGAGGAUCCAGGACAAGCUGAGGAGGGUUAAGGCCACUUUCCAAUGAGCCCCGACCCAGCGACAUCUCAGAGCCCAGAGCGAGUCACAUGUCCAAGCCCAGACUGAGGCGCCAGGCCCACGCCACGACCCGCUGAGGCCUCUGUGGUCCUGGCAGCAGAGGCUUGCGAACUGGAAAACUUUGUCUCAUGUUCACUAUCUGUCAAAGGGCCCUUAACUAAAGUCAGUGAAUCAGUUUAGACUCUCAAGCAAACUUCAUUUAUCACUCGCACUCUUAAGAUUACACAGAUAGUUUGCCUAGGUUAAUAUUAGCAAUUUCUUUCCACAAAGAGCAUUAAUUGGUGAAGUUUAUGAUUCUUUCUCGGCUCAUAUACUGACAUUUUGAAUCAUUAUUAACUGUUAAAGCCUCAUACGUGGACCGAACUUCUCAACAACUAUUGCAUGGGUUGCUGUGAAAGUUUGUAUGAAUAUUCAUUGGAGCCCCUAAGAGGUCCCCGGACUCUUCCUCUCGCGCGACAGUGAGGUUCACAUUUACGAUUUUCAGUUGGAUGUCUCGAGAACUAUCGGAUGGAUUGCCAUGAAAUUUAGAAUGGUGUCUCACACAGGAUGAAUUGUAACAACCCCGGUGAUCGUUUCGGCCACUAUUGAUUUUGACUUCGGCCGUACGUACGUUUUAAUGCUAGUUAGCAAAUAUUAGCGUGCUAACAGGCUAAACUAAGAUGGUGAACAUUAUGUAUGUAUGUGUUUGCAUUGUCAUUGUGAGCCUGUUAGCAUGCUGUCGUUAGCAUUUAGCUAGCGCGGCUGUUGACCCUUAGGGCUGGGUAAUGCUACAGAAGAACUGGUUCCUACGACACAUCGUCUGACCACAUUGGAGGGCAAAAAAACAUUAAAGCUGCCACAUUGGAACCAGAUUGAAAAGCCUGCCAUCACUGAAACGUGAAAGGCACGAUGAUUGUUUAAAUACGGGGAUAACUGAGCACACUUUCACACUGUGCCACAUUCGUAGAGUUGCUAUCGUUUAUACGCACAGAAAGUGUGAUUUGACAGUUGUGUAAAGAAUGAAAAACAGAGAUAUAGAAAGAGGAGUUCAAACCCUGGCUCCUUUUCUCAACUCUGCACACCUUGCCAAUUACUGUGUGAAGUGAGGAGUGAAUGUCGGAUUUGCAUGUUUGAGAGAGUUAUGGAAAUCAGCAGCACCCCCAAAAAAAUCUCAAAGCUGUUCAACCAUUGGACAACCAGUUCUGACAGAGAAUACAGCAGCCUUGUACCCUAAUCCUGAGGCGCUGUCCUGAACAAUGAUCUUGUCAAGGUACAGUUUCCGGACGUUCAUUAUUUCAAGAUGAUACUGUACUUAAGAGGUGCAUAUUUCUAGAUCAAAUUAUAUUUAAUCAUAUGACACAGCAAACCUGGGAAAGUGUGUCAUUCCUGCAGGGAAAUAUUGUGCACAUUUCACAGAAAGGUGACAGAUUUGGGGGUAAAUAGGGGCCCAACAGCUCAUUUUUACCCGAGGGCCCCAGCAAGUGAAUCCAGCCAUGUCAAACUGUGAAAUAUUUGAUGUUGCUGUGUGUGUGACUUGUAGGAAACGAGACAAAACAAAUCAGAAUGUAUUCGAUUUCCAGUGUUUAUUGAUCAUAUAUUUUAGUAACAUACAAAAGUGUAGUUUCUCUUAAAUAACAAAAAUGAGAUUUAUACGACUAGAUUGGUAAAUGAAUAUCUAAAUAUGAAUCCCAUUCAAACAGCACAAUGUGACGUGACAGCAUUUAUUAUCAGUAAACGUGUUGCGCAGGGCAAAAGACUAUGCGUCUGUCAUGACAACACCGUCCUGUUACAGAGAAAGUGAUGGAACGUAAUGAGAUGGCAGUGUGCAAAAUGUCAUUUGAGGAAUGAUGUUCAGUCAAUUUUUUUUAUUUUCCUUUCCUCUCUCUCUCUCUCCCCCCCCCCCCCCCCUCUCCACGGCCUUCUGCCGUGAAGCACACCGUGGACAUGGAAUAUGACGUGCCAUGAAGAUUUGCCUAAUUCAGCCACAUAAAUGAGAUUUUAUAAGCCACCUCUUGCCAAAGCGCGUUAUUGUCAGACAAUAUCCGUGAUAAAGCGUGGCCGGUUACAGCUGUCUGGAGAUGUGAGGUGUGGUGCGAGCAGCUCUCCUCAUGUUGGGAGUUAAAGCUGCAUAGUGAACUUUCAGUGUGCUUUCUGGCAUUUUUCUCCUCUUAAUUAUCACUGGACGAUUUGCCGUGGUGUGUAAUGGUUACAUUUUACUUUCAGCCAGUAUACCAAACCUGACCAGAAGGACAAUUUAUCACCGUUGCAUCAUUAUCCUUAUUGUGCUGACCUCGGCUUUUACUUCCUUAAUGUUUGGGCUUGCACAUCUGAUGAAGGGGAGUAUGUAAGUUACAUGGGCUGUGUGUCAAAUAGUCAAUAAAUGUACAGUAUUUUGUCCUAUAGUGAUAUUGUGUGUGUUUGGGGUCACACUGUUAUAAAACUCUAAUAACACAAAUCAAAACGGGCUUAUUUGUGAUUUGGGAUGGGUGGUGCUGCCUAAACUCUAACACUGAUAUAGAGCGGAUGGAAAUCCAUCGUAUUUAACCGUGUUUAACAGCUGACGUCUCUGAGGCCCCAAACUGAGUUGCUUCCUGUAUGUAAAGACUUCUGAAACCCGAUCAACUCAAAAUCAUAUUUACAUACAGUCAUGAAGUGUCAGUGGCGGAACGUAUCUGUGCACACUUACUCAGCCGUAGGUACAACUUUGAGCUGCUUGCACUUUACUUGAAUAUGUCCAUUCCAUGCCACUAUCUGUUUCAUAUCAUUCAAGAGGGCCACGUUGUACUUUUUACAUUUAUCUGACGGCUGUAUAGUUACUUAACAAAACCUGCAAGCACGUCAUAAGCGAAGCACUGCAAUAGAGUACUCUAUCAGUACAUCCUCUACAACAUGAAAAGGCUGCUUACACCUUUAUACAUUGUAAUUAUGAUGCAAUAAUAUAGUAAAUAAGAAUACAAAGCUGAUUUUAAAAGUACAAGCAAAUCAAACCUAUGCAGGAAUUUGACUUAUAAUGGAUAUUUCUGGAGGGUGGUAUUUUUACUUUAAAUAAAGGACUGACUUGACUACUGGGGUCUGCAGGAAAUGUUCAUGAAUAACCUGAAAUGGAUCCUGUGAAAACACCACAACUUCCCAAAUGUAUUGAUUUUAUUGACUAUGUGAGUUAGAUAAAAUACAACUAAUUGAU